Molecule: messenger RNA, 801 nt
Organism: Loa loa (African eye worm)
Lineage: Eukaryota; Metazoa; Nematoda; Chromadorea; Rhabditida; Onchocercidae
Exons: 7
Coding region: 1-801 (266 amino acids)
Biological process (GO): intracellular protein transport; endoplasmic reticulum to Golgi vesicle-mediated transport; vesicle organization
Cellular component (GO): endoplasmic reticulum exit site; COPII vesicle coat
Molecular function (GO): GTPase activity; GTP binding
Source: RefSeq, a predicted model, not a curated record
AUGCCAAGGAAGAACAACUAUCGAGCUGUAAAAGUGAGUGGGCUCUCAAAGGGCUGUGAUAGUAAUACCAUGUACGUCGGUGGACACGUUCACUGUCGGGAUGUAUUUGCACAACGGGGUAGUCGGGUGCUUGGUGUUGGUCAGUACUCGGGUGGUGUGCGUUGUCUAGUAAAUGGGUCUGGGGGCAGAUUCAUUGCUUGCACCGAAACGGUGGGGUGUGUGACCGCCAAGAAUUUUCGGGAUGUCUUGGUUGUGGGAUUGGGUUUGACAAAGAAAAAUGGUAAAUUAGUUUUCUUGGGACUGGAUAACGCUGGUAAAACGACACUUCUUCAUAUGUUGAAAGAUGAUCGUAUGGCCCAGCAUGUUCCUACACUUCAUCCUACUUCUGAAGAACUCUCACUGGGUGGUAUUCGCUUCACAACAUUUGAUCUUGGUGGGCAUGAACAAGCACGCCGUGUUUGGAAGGAUUAUUUUCCAGCUGUAGACGCUAUUGUAUUUUUGGUGGAUUGUGCUGAUGUUGAACGGAUUGCGGAAAGUAGGCGUGAGCUCGAAAGCUUGUUGGGCGAUGAGCAAGUGGCUUCUUGUCCACUUCUGAUUCUCGGGAAUAAGAUUGAUAAACCAAAUGCAUUAGGAGAAGAUCAGCUAAAAUGGCAUUUGGGGGUAUCAAAUUUGACCACUGGAAAGGGACAAAUUUCGAGAAUGGAUAUAUCGUCGAGACCAAUGGAAGUUUUUAUGUGCUCAGUUUUAAGGCGUCAAGGAUAUGGGGAAGGUUUCAGAUGGUUAUCGCAAUAUUUAGAUUAG